Nerophis lumbriciformis (worm pipefish) is the source of this 372-nucleotide messenger RNA. The record is from RefSeq and is a predicted model, not a curated record. Lineage: Eukaryota; Metazoa; Chordata; Actinopteri; Syngnathiformes; Syngnathidae.
AUGUCUCAAAGUAUCGCAGACAAAGACGACCACAUGCCUGACAACAAAAAGGGCAUUUCCCUGCCUAUUUCCAGAGUUCGCUUGAUUAUGAAGAGCUCACCGGACGUGUCCAAUAUUAACCAGGAAGCGCUUUUCCUCACCACCAAGGCAACGGAGCUGUUUGUUCAACACUUGGCGCUGUCUUCAUUCAACAACAGCCAAGGAAAGGAAAGCAAUAGUUUGUCAUACAGUGACUUGGCCAACGCUGCUGAGGAAAUGGAAACAUUCCAGUUUCUAACAGACAUCCUACCCAAAAAAAUUCUGGCAUCCGAAUACCUCAAGUCUUUGGAGCAGAUGCAAGAAGAAGAAGAAGCAGAAGAAGCUGACUUGUAA